UUGUGGUCAUGGGAUUUCUCCCUUAUCAGCGUGUUUGUCCAUGCUACAGGCUGUAAACCGUAAAUAAAGGCAGAAGGGAUAUUUCGUGGACUUUAUUAUAACUGUGAAAUGGCUAUUUGAGGAUGAUUUUCAGACGAACAGUUCCACUUCUGUGGUGGCAAGAGACGAGUGAAUAUGUAGGCAAUGUAUGAGCAGUAAAUGUGGCUUUUUUUUUUAAAGGUUUAUCCAAAAGGAGUACUGCCAUGUUUGUGCUAAAGGAGAUCACAUAAGUUGGCAAUGGGCGAUUUUGACAAGAUCUGGCGCGAGCACUGUGAAGAUGAGCAGACACUGAGUGAGUACGCCCUCGCCAUGAAGAAUCUAGCCGACAACCACUGGACCAAAAACUGCGAAGGAGAGGGGCGCAUCGAAUGGUGUCGCAGUGUCUGUCAAGAAUAUUUUUUGGACGGCGGGAUGAAAAGAAUGGUAGAAAAGGAUGAGAAAAGUGCCAUGCUUACCAUGGGUCUGACUGCAGAUUCUGUAAGUGCCCAACCGUACAGCACCAUCCCCAGUUCUAUCUCUCAGCUGGGGAAAAUGCGCCUUCUUGACGUGGGAAGCUGCUUCAACCCUUUCUUGAAGUUUGAUGAAUUCCUUACAGUUGGUAUCGACAUAGUGCCUGCAGUAGAGAGCGUGUACAAGUGUGACUUCCUCAACCUUCAGCUCCAGCAGCCUCUCCAGCUGGCGAGCGACGCGGUGGAGGCCUUCCUCCGCCAGCUCCACAACCCCAUCGACACGCUGCCCGCCCAGCUUUUCCACGUGGUGGUGUUCUCCCUGCUCCUGUCCUACUUCCCCUCACCUUACCAGCGCUGGAUCUGCUGUAAGAAGGCCCACGAGCUGCUGGAGCUGCACGGCCUGCUGCUCAUCAUCACGCCCGACUCCUCGCACCAAAACCGCCACGCCCUCAUGAUGCGCAGCUGGCGCGUGGCGGUGGAGUCCCUGGGCUUCAAGCGAUACAAAUACGUCAAGUAUUCCCACAUGCAUCUCAUUGCCUUCCGUAAGGUGUCUCUGGCCACCACCAGCGACCUGGUGUCCCGCAACUACCCAGAGAUGCUCUACAUCCCUCAGGACUUCCACUCCAACGAGGAGGAGGAGUGUGCCGACGUGCCCGUGCAGGCGCGCUCCGAGUUUGAGGACGACCAGGUGGCCUGGGGCUUCACGGAGCUACCUGACACGCCCUACGAUUCAGAUUCUGGGGAGAGCCAGAGCAGCUCGGUGCCCGGCUUCCAUGAGCUAGAAGACCCCAUCCUGCUUCAGAGCUAGGCUUAACCAGCUAACCCCCAUCCCCCCAUCCCACUUCCCCUCCCCCUCUCCUUUUCUCUAUGUAACUGUCACCUCCCCUUCAACUGCUGCGCUGCCAAAUUUAACCUGCUGCAUUCUUCUCCCACUUGUCCCCCCCCCCCUCCUUAAAACAAUGCAGUUUGCACAGUGCGAAAGCGAGAAGUUUACAGAUUAUUUUUUCAUAUCCACACUCAUCUUGGAGUACACACACAUACACGCACACCUAUAUGCAUACACACACAGACACAGACACACACACACACUAAGAUGGAUAUAUUUUGAUAAAUAUCUAGGUUUUUUAAGAGUUGGAAAGUGAAUGCCCCUAGGAUAUCUUAACUCCCUGCUCCUUGAUUUCCAUGCAAUCUUCCAAUCAGCUUUCAAUAACAAAAACUCAGCUUGUCUGCAUUCUGUACUCGGUCUCUAUUUGAAUAAGCUAGAUUGACAGGCUGCUUAGUACAAAAGACAAACACAGCAACCCCAGCAGUCUGACAGGAGUUUGAUUGCACUGGAGAGACUGAGAUGGGACGACUGGACUGGUACGCUUGCUUCUGUCACAGUCAUGCAGCUGGACUUUCUGAAAAUUCUUGAUGUGCAUUUAGUUUUCCAAGACACACACAAAAAAAAAAAAAAAAAGUUAAUUGUUUUGAAAUAUAUAUUCUCAACAACAGUCAAAACAUUGGUGUUGUCCAGUGUAAAAGUGUGGCAAUGCCAUUUUAACUUUGCCAUCCUAUGAAUAAUUUGUGUAUCUUUUACAAGAAAGUGGUAUUUGUAGCAUUUUAAACAUUUUCGGAACCAUACGGUAGGAGUAUUACUAGGUUUACUAAUGUGAAACUGUAACUGUGUUUACUCAUUGUGUAACAAGGUACGAGUGUUUCAAAGUAGGUAUUAGACUUUUUUUCCGCCUCUCGUUGUCCUCACAAAUAUUAAGACUUAAUUAUAUCCUGUUAGCUUUCCAAUACAUUUCUUGUUCUCCAGCAGAGACAUAGUACAACACUGCAAGUCGGUGACCCAUAUCAACAUGGACUUUAAAGCACCAGUAUCCUUUGACACAAUUUUUGUAACUUUGAUGUGAAAUUACAAUAAGUACUCUGCCUCUAAAAAAAAAAAAAAAAAGAUCCAGAUCUGAGCUCCUCAAAGAAAAAUUCACCUUGACGGAAGAGAUUUGCACUAAUUUACUGUUUUGUAAUACAGAACCUCUGAGACAGGUGAGAAACUGUAGAUUUUAGCAAUAGCAAGCGAGAACAGAUCUGAGGAUGCCGUGUCUGACGAUGGGAGGUUUUAGCUAAAGACACUACCAGAUGAAAUGUUAGUGUGUGUUGCAGCCUGUCCCUGAGCGGGCUAAGUGUGUGGGUGUGGUUGGAUUUGUCAGUGUGAAUGAAAGAAUGAAUUUACGUUGAUGUGUUCUUGUCAGUGGCACUUUAUCAUUGAUCCCAAAGGGUGUCACGAAAUGUAAUUAUUUUCCUAUGAUGACAGUUUUACAACCAAUAUGGUGGGCCCGCAAGAUAAUAAUAGUAGGUCUAAGGUGCCUUCUUUGUUCACAUAUAUUGUAUGUUGCAAGCAGAUUCAUGCCCCUGGAGAAAAUGAAACUCAUACCUUCUCAAACAGAAAGAUAUCAAGCUUCUCUGGCCAAAUAGUAUAUACUAACUGUCCAGUUCUCCUUUGUCAUAUUAAUGGCAACCAAGAAACAUUUCCAGUGUUGAUGUAAUGCAGUGUGUUGUUGCCAUUUCCAUCUCAUUUUCCAGUUAAUGCACAUCUCUCUGCUUAUAUCUUCUCUGCAUUAACAGAAAAGGAAAAAAAAAAAACAUUUUACAGUACCGCACAAAUUCAGACUUUGAAGUUUUGUGAUGAAUUGGUGCUUUUGUCUUCCAAUGUUUCUUUAGGUUCAUUUGCAUGAGUUGUUUCAUCUUCAUUAUCAACAUUUUCAACAAUGCAGAACAAUGUGUGCUUAUAGUAUGGUUGUAUUUCUCUUUUAUAAAUGAAUGUAAAUGUA
Molecule: messenger RNA, 3304 nt
Organism: Anoplopoma fimbria (sablefish)
Lineage: Eukaryota; Metazoa; Chordata; Actinopteri; Perciformes; Anoplopomatidae
Gene: samtor
Product: base methyltransferase of 25S rRNA 2 homolog
Exons: 5
Coding region: 277-1296 (339 amino acids)
Biological process (GO): negative regulation of TORC1 signaling
Source: RefSeq, a predicted model, not a curated record